This is a messenger RNA of Gymnodraco acuticeps, 1059 nucleotides long. Its product is annotated as semaphorin-4D-like. NCBI's taxonomy places the organism in Eukaryota, Metazoa, Chordata, Actinopteri, Perciformes, Bathydraconidae. The record is from RefSeq and is a predicted model, not a curated record. Gene Ontology annotation, biological process: positive regulation of cell migration; negative chemotaxis; neural crest cell migration. Gene Ontology annotation, molecular function: semaphorin receptor binding; chemorepellent activity.
GUGGACUGUCCCAACUUCGUGAGCGUCCUCUCUCAGAUGAACUCGUCUCACCUGUACGUCUGCGGCAGCUUCGCCUUCAGCCCCCACGACGCCUUCAUCGACGCAGAAAGCUUCUCUCUGGUUGGACUCGUCGAUGCUAAAGCUAAGCUACGCUGUCCGUUCAGCCCGCUGCAGAGAAACAGCGCCCUCACCGUGGACGGAGAGCUCUUCACCGCCUCGACCACCGACUUCAGAGGAGAACGAGCUCAGAUCUCCAGACACUUCAGCCGGGGGGGGCAGGACGUCAGCCAGGACACCUCCAUCGCCCUGCUGCAGGAGCCGGCGUUCGUGGGCUCAGCGGCGGUGGACAGGAAGCUGUUCUUCUUCUUCACUGAAGUCGGGAAAGAGUUCAGCUUUGUGGACGAGCUGCGGAUCGCUCGCGUCGCUCAAGUCUGCAAGGACGAUGUGGGGGGGCAGCGGACUCUCCAGAAUAAGUGGACGUCCUUCGCUAAAGCGCCGCUGCUCUGCCAGGUUCCCAAACAGCUUCCCUUCAACGUCCUGCAGCACAUCUUCACCCUCCCACCACCGGAGGGCGCCAGCUCCUCAGAGACGCUGUUCUACGGCGUCUUCACCUCGCAGUGGUCUUCGGGGGCAGAGUCAGCGGUUUGCGUCUUUAAGCUGCAGGACGUCCAGGCGGUGUUUAAUGGAAGCUACCGGACCUUCGACACACAAACACACCUGUGGAGCCCCCUGCUGGGAAAACACUCACAUCUGGGACAGUGUGGGCUGGACAGCGCUACAGAUUCUGAAUUAUCUCAAGUGAAGAAGAGUUUCCUGACGAGCGGCAGCGUGAAGUCGGCCGGCGCUCCGCUCGUUUCUUCAGAUCAGCGGUACAGUCGCGUGGCGGCGAUGAGGACGAAGGCCCUCAACGGCAAACAAUACACCGUCCUGUUCCUGCUGACAGAGUCCGGGUUCCUCCACAAAGUGGUUUUGCUGGCUGGAGGACCUCGGGUGAUUGAGGAGAUUCAGGUCUUCACUCAGCCUCAGAUCGUCAAAAGCAUCGUCCUCUCCUCCUCAAAG